Molecule: messenger RNA, 583 nt
Organism: Chroicocephalus ridibundus (black-headed gull)
Lineage: Eukaryota; Metazoa; Chordata; Aves; Charadriiformes; Laridae
Gene: CYTL1
Product: cytokine like 1
Exons: 5
Coding region: 27-428 (133 amino acids)
Biological process (GO): positive regulation of transcription by RNA polymerase II
Source: RefSeq, a predicted model, not a curated record
AACAGAGGUUCCCAGAGCUCCCCGCAAUGAAGAUGCUUCUGAGCCUGAUAGCUCUGCUCUCUGCUGCCCUGUCAGCCAACGCGGCCCCUCCAACUUGCUACUCGAGGGUGUUGUCUCUGAGCAAAGAAAUCACAGAGUCUUUUAAGGAGUUACAGACCUCCAAAGCUGAGGACCCAUGUGUGGAGACGCUGCCCAGGCUGUACUUGGACAUACAUAAUUACUGUGUCUUGGCAAAACUCCGUGAUUUUGUGGCCUACCCCAGAUGUGAGAAAGUGCUUGAAGUGAGUGAGCUGAAGGAAAAAGCCCGGAGCCUGUACACCAUCAUGAUCUCCUACUGCAGAAGGGACUUGGUGUUCCUCACUGAUGACUGUAGUGCCCUGGAAAAUCCUGUUCUGGCUCCCAUUGAUCCCUCCAUCAUUGAGAGCUAAAAUGGAGUCAACACAAAAGUUGUACCUGGGAAAUCUUCAAGGAGACAAAGAGUCAAAAUAUGUAUACACGGUCAACUACGAUGUUAACAACUAAGAUCUUUUUCAUGCACACUAGCAAUAUUAUCUCAGACCUACCCAUUUUUCUCCGCCUUGGC